UACUCAAACAUUACUCAUAGAUAUGUAUUAUAAUAUAUGUGUGUGUUUUUUAAACUAAUUAUGGUGUAUGAGUAAGUGAGUGUGUCCACUUCAAAUCAUUACACAUACCUAUGUAAGUCUAUCUUUAAUAAAUAAUUUUUUGGUCGAACUAAAAAUGGCGAGUAGUUCUGCUAAGGGAAAAUUGUUUACAGUGUUGAGCAUCGAUGGAGGAGGAAUUAGGGGCAUAAUUCCAGCCACUCUUCUCGCCUUCAUUGAAUCCAAGCUUCAGGAAUUAGACGGAGCAAAUGCAAGAAUUGCAGAUUAUUUCGAUUUAAUAGCCGGAACAAGCACCGGUGGGUUAAUGACCACCAUGCUUACGGCUCCAAACAAGGACAACCGACCCAUGUACGCUGCCAAGGACAUCACCGACUUCUAUUUUCAACACUCUCCCAAAAUAUUCCCUCAACAAAGUCGAAGUAAGUGGUUCACACCAAUAUUAUUCAUGAUGCCAAGUUUAUUAAAUGGGACGAUUAUGGGGCCAAAGUACGACGGUCAGUACUUGAGGUUCCUUACGAACACGCUUCUGGGAGACCUCACUUUGAAACAGACUUUAACUAAUGUGCUCAUACCAACUUUCGAUAUAAAGCUUCUCCAACCUGUGAUUUUCACCACCAACCACGCAAAAGAAAAACCUUGGAAAAAUAUUAAUGCUCGACUAGCAGAUAUUUGCAUAGCCACAUCGGCGGCUCCCAUAUAUCUUCCAGCACACAGCUUUACUACUAAUGAUGAUCAUGGAAAUACUCGAACUUUCGAUCUAAUUGAUGGUGGUGUAGCUGCAAAUAAUCCUACAAUGCUGGCCAUAAGUCACAUUUCAAGAGAUAUAGCUAAGAAGUCAGAGUUGGAAGAGAUAGGAAUGAUAGAUGGAAAACAAAUGUUGGUACUCUCACUGGGCACAGGUGCACCCAAACAGGAAGCCAAGUACGACGCAGCCAUUGCCUCCAAAUGGGGGGCCUUUCACUGGAUGUAUAACAGUGGCAAAACUCCCCUGAUCGACAUUUAUAAUGAUGCAACUUCUGAUAUUGUCGAUUUUAAUGUCACUACUAUCUUCGGAUCAUUUCAUACCAAGAAAAACUAUCUUCGUGUUCAGGAUGACAACUUGAUGGGAGAUGAGGCUUCAGUUGACAUAUCAACGGAGGAGAAUAUGGAGAGACUUGUGGAGAUUGGAGAAAAGCUGUUGGAGAAGUCAGUUUCAAGGGUAAAUUUGGAUACUGGUAGGUAUGAAGUGAUCAAGGAAGAAGAAGGAGAAGGAACCAACGCAGAAGCUCUCUCCCGAUUUGCCAUACAACUCUCACAUCAAAGAAAGCUCAAACAAACCUCUCAUUUAUUGGAAAAAAUUGACUCUUAAUACCCUUCAUCAUAAUUAAUAUUGUUUCUUUAAAAAAAAUCAAGAAUAUAAUAAGUAAUUAACUUGGGACAUGCAUACAUAUAUUUUUUAUUUAUUUUUUGUGAAGGUUUAUAAAUGUUGUUAGGUUAAUUAAUGAUCAAUUUUAAUAAUUAAAAUUCGUAUGAAAUCUCUGAUAAUAAGAUUGGCUUUUAUCUAUUUCAAACUA
Messenger RNA from Humulus lupulus (European hop), 1589 nucleotides. Its product is annotated as patatin-like protein 3. Bases 155 to 1384 code for a protein of 409 amino acids. Gene Ontology annotation, biological process: lipid metabolic process. The record is from RefSeq and is a predicted model, not a curated record. Gene Ontology annotation, molecular function: glycerophospholipase activity; monoacylglycerol lipase activity. NCBI's taxonomy places the organism in Eukaryota, Viridiplantae, Streptophyta, Magnoliopsida, Rosales, Cannabaceae. The transcript is spliced from 6 exons.